AUGUACUACCCCACAGACGCCCACUCCCGGCGCACAUUUAGAACGAAAGAGGGAAAGGCCGUGACACCUCACCAAUGGGCCGUGUACGACUUCACACGUACCAUCCCCUGCGGUCGAGUAACAACCUACAAGGACAUGUGUACUGCCCUGGGCGAAGGCUCGCCUCGUUCUGUGGGCACAGCCCUUCGAAGAAACCCCUUUGCCCCCUUCGUACCCUGCCAUCGCAUCGUCGCGUCAGACGGCUCCGUUGGCGGCUUUCGUGGCUCAUGGGGCGUUGGCAAGCAAAAACGCGACACGAAGGCUCCAACAAAGCUCCUCGACGCGAAAGGGGAGACGAUUGACAACUGCAAAGACAAAGUCAGCAUGCUGAUGCGGGAGGGCGUGAACUUCACGCCCCAUGGACGGUUGAGUGACAUGAACGUUAUCUGGCGAGGUUGA
Molecule: messenger RNA, 438 nt
Organism: Coniophora puteana RWD-64-598 SS2
Lineage: Eukaryota; Fungi; Basidiomycota; Agaricomycetes; Boletales; Coniophoraceae
Product: methylated-DNA--cysteine S-met
Exons: 3
Coding region: 1-438 (145 amino acids)
Biological process (GO): DNA repair
Molecular function (GO): methylated-DNA-[protein]-cysteine S-methyltransferase activity
Source: RefSeq, a predicted model, not a curated record